Messenger RNA from Suillus paluster, 7236 nucleotides. RefSeq lists its product as uncharacterized. Bases 1 to 7236 code for a protein of 2411 amino acids. Gene Ontology annotation, molecular function: protein serine/threonine kinase activity; protein binding. The record is from RefSeq and is a predicted model, not a curated record. Gene Ontology annotation, biological process: telomere maintenance; DNA damage checkpoint signaling; protein phosphorylation. The transcript is spliced from 25 exons. NCBI's taxonomy places the organism in Eukaryota, Fungi, Basidiomycota, Agaricomycetes, Boletales, Suillaceae. Gene Ontology annotation, cellular component: nucleus.
AUGAGCGCGCCGCCUUCGAGCGCUCCUCCUGUUCCUCCGACAACUUUUCAAACUCCCAAUGGAACGAACAGUGCAUCGCCCAAAGAUCUUCGGGACUUUCUCCAAUAUUUGAAAAACACAAAUGAUGACAAUGCCCCCUCAGUACUGGAAAAACCACAUUGGCUGAACCUACUUGCUGGCUUACUGGAUAAUGUCUUUGGUUGUUUUCCAUACUUCAAGUCAACAAUCCGAGGCACCACCAACGAACGCAUCCAGCUUACGGACGACACGCUCGAUGUCUUUUCAUGUGUCAGCAAAAGGGCUGAGGUUGACUCGUUCUAUGUUGAUGAGGAACGUCUGUCCAAAAAGAUCUUCGUGCACCUUUUGGGUCUUUGUACAUCGACAGAAUCAUGGUUGGAAGUCACCAGCGAGGGUGAUUCAGGCUGUGCACCUAACACCCUCUAUUCCAAGGCUUGCGAGACUCUCGUUGAGUUCUUGCAAAUUUUGUCAUUUUCGAGUGCUCCAGGAGGAGAUCCUGGUAAUGCACAAUGGGGAGUCCUGCAGGAAAUAUUGCAUGAAGCGAUAGACUUGUGCUCCGCAAUUAUUUCUGCUCAAUACGAACCGUAUCCUCGAGACGUGCACUGGUUCUCUACCCCACCGUUUUUGAGGAUCACGAAUGGGGAUUGUUCCAUUCCGUGUCCCAGAGACACUCUAAAUGUGAUUAGGCUCCCGUCCCCUUCACACUUAUCUGUCUUGGCCAGCAUCAUCGUCGAUUUAUUCGGCAAACUGUGUUCAAGCGCAACGCUUUCUUCCUUCGUCACGGCUGCUAUGCUCCGUCAUACAUCUGAAUUGACUCGCCGUGUAUACGAUUUCUGUUCUGAAUGUCCUACAUCGCCUGAAACAAGAUCCCGGUGCCUCCUGCGAGUGGUAGCCGCUGCUCACACUCUUAUGCGUAGUGACCUAUCUCUCAUCGGGGGGCUCUCGAAACUGCCUUGCCGUCUUUUAAUACACAGACUCCAGUGUGGUCCAAAUCCUGAACAACGAACACUCGAUCGCAAGUUACGAGACAUCCUUACUUCCAACGCAAAUCUGCCAGUCGACUAUGUGAGUCCUGCUCUGGAACUCUUGCGCUCUGAAACCUGGGAGUCAUCUGGGAAUGAGCUUCGGGCUCUUGCGGUCGUGUAUAUACGUGGGUGCGCGAGUCGUUUAGAUGCAGCGAGUUCGCAGGCAGUGCAGUCAUUCCUUCAAGGAAAUCCAUCUUACCCUGAUUUGGAACCGCUGCUUAUCAUUGCUAGUAACCCCAUUGAUAGUCAACUAAGCCACGAUGCAGACGGCAUAGACACUUCGCACUGGCGUGUGACAUUACAGAGUCUCGUGAGUCCGCUCAUUAUGCCUGACGAGCUGCAGCGGAAUGGUAUUGGGCACGAAGAUACUGCACCCUACGUGCGACGGGUGUUGGACCAGCUCAGAUCCAGGUGGGCUCGGGGACUGCAUGAUUCUUCGUCUGCUGCGCGUUCAGCCCUGGCUGAAAAUAUUGCCUCCCUUGCCUCACACCUCAAGCUGUUCUCUCGGCAGCAGUCUCCUCCGCUUCGCGUUGCUGCCGCUCUUCUGUUGCCACUGCACAGAAUUUUAGAGGGCCCAUCAACUGAAGUCGACGUGCAUGUACGGCGACAAGCGUUCAGAGCUCUCCGAACCAUCAUCAGAGAACACUCCGCGGAUAUUCAGUCUCAUGAGCCGUCACCCGUGUUUGAUCUCUUGAAACGUGGGUUCAUUGACAAGGAUCGUUCUGUCAAAAUCGAUGCUGGUCGCGCACUUGUGGAUUUGGUCCAUCUCCACGCCAAUGUAGUUGGCAUGGGAUGCAAACACAACGAAAAGAUCUUCAUGACCAUCAACGGCUUACUUGAUUCCAGCGUGAAGGAUGCGGUAAAAGAAACACUCCUGAUUGCUAUUGGUUCCAUUGGAUGUAACGCUCAAUUUGAGCUUCUUGGAUUGGUCGUCCACUGUUUGAUAUCCCAACUGGGCCAAGAUAAUCAUUUCUUGAAAGGCUUGGCGUACACACAACUUUUGGAGAUAGCGAAAAAACAAAGAAAAUCCCCCUACGUCCUUGUCUCACCAUACAUCUCUCAGGUCGCAUCAUUCGUCGUCUCCCGGAAAUGCACCAACCCAGCGCUGAUAUUCGAGACAUGUCGAUUUCUAUCUGUGCAUCCGACUGAUUUUAUCUCCGUCACGCUAUCCAAGACCCUUCCUUAUCUCUUUGUUAACUGCGAAGGGAAGGUCUUAGAGGACAUUUCAAAGGAACUGGGAAAAACGACUCCGUCGCUGUUCCUCAAUCAUUCUCACGAGAUCCUCGCUCAUGUAUAUCAACAACACGAAGCGCAAACGAAUGGAUCUUUGCAGUUCAUCACGAACAUACUUUCUGAUGCUGCUGCGGUAGACGACAUCGACAUCCAAAGCAUCGUCAAGAGCUGUGUGGUGCCAUUGCUCGCAAAUCUGGUUGUGGUCCUAGGAGAUGAGAAUGAAGAACGAGCCGCUUUGGCAGUGGAUGCUUUGCGAAAAGUCGAGCGGUCAAUAACGGGCGAAACUCCCGAACGAAUUUUAGCCGACAUCGACCUGUCUCCGUUCCUAAAGACAUACAUGCUUGGCGUUGUAUCCAACUUGAAUGAUAUGCUGCAAGAUGUUCACGGCAAGAAAUCGGUUUCAGCAAAGAAACAGAUUCUCCGCGGUCUAGAGGAGCUGAUCAUCCAAAUUGGUGCUCUUAUCAUGGCCACUCUGCAAACUAUGUUUCUGGUCCCCGAACUUGCUGAAGUCACCCUGACUACGUGGUACACAUUUCUGUCUACACUGAAGGUCAAGGACGUCGUUCCGUAUAUUGGCACUACAAGUGCAGCCAUUGUCUCCGCAUGGUCUGCUUUAUCCCCUUCCGCUCGUGAUUCUGCCAAGAAAUGUCUGCGUCAUAUCGUCUUCGAUGUUGGAAGCACCGUCGGAAAUGAUGCAAAGGAAAUUUUAGACGAGGUCGUGGACCUCGGUUACAUCCCAGAACUUUCUGAGGUACAUGCACAACUUCAGAGUGUUCGCAUCUGGGAUCCACGCUUGCAACUCCAGAAGAUUCUCAUUCGGUGCUCGAGUAACAAUAUCACGGUAGCUCAAGUGGCUCUUGGCGAACUUCAACAUUUUAUGAGGAACAAUCAUGCCUCACUUAUACAAAGCCUUGCAACGGGCGACACCUUUGAUCUCUUAAUUGGCAAGAUACAAUUGACCCUGUUUCAGAUUGUCUCUCGUGAUGGGGAGGGCUCCGACACUCUUCGACAACUGGCGUUUGAGUGCAUGGGAAUUCUGGGAGCAGUUGAUCCAGAUCGUUGUGACCUUGGUUCGAAAGAAACAAGAAUGAUCGUGCGGAGCAACUUUGAAGAUAAUAAAGAAGCAGUCUCGUUUGCUCGACACCUCAUACAGGACGUUCUCGUGGGCGCGUUCCGGUCCACUAGCGACAUAAAGUACCAAGGACAUCUCGCCUUCACGAUACAGGAACUCCUGCGAUUCUGCAAGUUCACGCCUGCCCUAGUGUCAUCAGGGGGUACGUCAUCCGUCUCGGCGUACGUUCGCAAAAGCUGGGAUUCUUUUCCGAAACAUGUGCUCGAAACCGUCACUCCACUCUUGGGCGCCCGUUUCGCUGCUCCGCACAAGGAAUUGCCACAGCUUCCUUCACCCAUUUACUCUCAUCAGAAGACCUAUCGAGAAUGGGUCCAGUUAUGGACAGCUCAUUUGAUAACGAAAGCGUCCGGGGACACUGCGCAAGCCAUCUUUGGGGUCUUUCGAUCUGCAGUACGCAACAAGGAUGUUGGCGUCGCUCACCACAUACUGCCUCACCUCAUAUUGAACAUCCUUGCAUCUGAGAAUGACGAAGAUACCAAUGGCAUCCUCCAGGAGUUGUCGGCUGUUUUGAAAGAUCAGGUUGCUUCUGAUAGUCCGUCCACUCCAGACAAGAAGUUUCUCAGUGCUCAGGCCGUUUUCAUGCUGUUGGACCAUCUCAGCGGAUAUGUGCGAAUCCUGCGACAGGAUACCGCGAAGAAAUCUGAGGGCAAAAGAUCACGAGAAAAUCUUGAAUUUGUGAGACGUCAGCAGCAGCUUAUCCGGGUCGAUUCGGUGCUCUCCAGCAUCGACCACGAACUCAUGGCCAAAGCUGCGCUACAGUGUCGAGCUUACGCUCGCUCACUUAUGAACUUUGAGAGGCAGAUAGUCUCAAUGAGAGAACGACAACCUCCUCCACCUGGAACAGAUUUCACGCCCUAUUACGAACGUCUUCACGAGAUCUACGCACAGCUUGACGAGCCUGAUGGAAUGGAGGGUAUUUCAACAUUGAUCUUGUCCCCUUCGUUGGAACAUCAAAUUCGUCAACACGAAAGUACUGGUCGCUGGACUGCUGCUCAGAGUUGUUGGGAAGUCCGUCUUCAGCAACAACCUGACAAUUUAGACUUCCAUCUUGGACUCCUUCGAUGUUUGCGCAACCUUGGACAUUAUGACACGCUCCGCACACAUGUCCAGGGCGUCCUCGUUAGAAACCCAGGGUGGGAGUCGGUUUUGGCAGACUUCCAGGUUGAAAGCGCGUGGAUGAUAGGAGCAUGGGACGACGUGCACAGGAUCGCAGCGAAUAAAGAGCAUGAAUCGCCGUCCGUGGUUAAAGCUCGAGUUCUUCUUGCUAUGCGGUCUGGUGACCCUUCGCCGAUUGACGAAAGUCUUACUAGAGCACGCCUUGUGCUUGGUGCUCCCAUUGCUGCCUCUGGGGCAAGAGGGUAUCGUCGUGCAUAUGACGCUCUAGUCGAUUUGCACAUGAUUCACGAACUCGAAUUGAUCCACGAGGCUAUCUCUAAUCUGCCACCAAGCUCACAAGGCCGUAGAUCCGCCAUUAUGACUCUCGGCCAGAUUCUUAGCGCACGUUUGGACCGUGCAUUACCUACCUUCCGCAUACACGAAUCCCUGCUUAGUAUGCGGCGAACAGCAUUUUCACUCAGCCCGGUCUCUCGGCCAUCAAUCACGAGUCAAAUUGGUCAAUCAUGGUUAGCGAGUGCAAAAAUUGCUCGGAAAGUUGGACAGUGGCAGACUGCGUAUAGCGCUAUGCUCCAAGCACAGCACACCAAUGCUCGAUUUAGUUUCAUUGAAAGCGCGAAGCUUGUGAGAGCACGGGGAGAACCCCUCCGGGCGCUACAAGAACUUGAAAACUCCAUGCGCAUCUUUGGUUUCGUAGACAACGAUACAGUCGACUUGACAAGAGAUGAAUUGUCUAAGCGGAUGAAGGCAAAGGCGCAAAUCCUUCUUGCACGUUGGAUGAACGAGUCCGAUCGAUACGAAGCUUCCUACGUGUUCAAGCAGUUUCAGAACGCCGCACAGUCAGCUCCAGAAUGGGAGAGUGCCUUUUACCACCUUGGCCACUUUCAGGACCAGUGUUAUAGGAAUUUAUCAGCAGAAGACAAGCCAAGCCGUGGAAUCAGAAUGAACUUUCAGACCAUCAAAUGUUUCACAGAAGCCGCUGCUUACGGAAAUAAAUUUGUAUACCAGACUAUUCCUCGCUUGCUCACCUUAUGGCUAGAUAUGGGCGAGCGCAAGGCACCAGCAGAACAUCCACUGUUUGUACAGGUCAACGACGUUGUCGCCGGCUCCAUCGAUGGUAUCCCAGUAUACAAGUGGUUUACUGCGUUUCCUCAAAUCGUGUCUCGCAUUGGGCAUCCGAAUCGUGUUGUGUACUCGGUCUUAUCGAAACUCAUUUCAUCUGUCAUUCGAGAAUACCCCAAACAAGCGCUUUGGUUCUUCGCAUCUGUGAUCAACUCGACAAAAUCCACUCGCAAGCAGCGCGGAAGAGGAAUCUUGGAUCAGCUGAAAAACAACCCAGCACGCACAGACUCUAACCUUCCGGGUCUCAUCACGAGUCUUCACGGCAUGAUCGACGAGCUCCUUCGGCUUUGUAAUUGCCCUAGUGACCGCAAACUCAGUAUGCGUCAAGACUUUCCAAAGCUGCUUGGGAUGAAAGACUGUAAUAUCCUCAUUCCUUUGCAAUCGUCAUUGACGGUCAACCUCCCGCCUGUCUCGUCUAUGAAUCACCGCGAUAAACGACACAAUAUCUUUGACCCUUCGUCGCCCACAUUUGCAGAAUUUCACAACGAGAUCGAAAUCAUGCAGUCCCUGGCAAAGCCACGAAAAAUUACUGUUGACGGUUCUGAUGGUAUUAGAUACAUGUUCCUAGGCAAACCGAAGGACGAUCUGCGGAAGGAUGCGCGUCUUAUGGAUUUCAACGGGAUCAUUAACAAACUCCUGAAGACAAAUUCGGAAUCUCGGAGGAGGCAACUCCGCAUUCGGACGUAUGGCGUGGUGGCAUUGAAUGAGGAUUGUGGCGUCAUUCAAUGGGUGCCGAACACUGUACCUGUGCGACCUGUACUGUUGAAAUCCUACGAGACAAGAAAUAUUCCACCCUGGUCCAAGGAGCUGAUUGAUGUUACAAAGCGCAUCAAAGAAGGCAGUGAUAAAGAUGCCGCUGAGCUUUUUGUGACCAAACUUCUUCCUCAGUUUCCCCCGGUCUUUCACGAAUGGUUUGUGGAGACAUUCCCGGAGCCGUCCGUAUGGCUGGCUAGUCGACUUAAUUAUGGGCGUACGCUGGCAGUGAUGUCAAUGGUCGGAUUCAUCUUAGGGUUGGGAGAUAGGCACUGCGAAAAUAUUCUUCUGGACACAAUCACAGGAGAUGUAGUCCACGUCGACUUCAGCUGUCUCUUUGAGAAGGGCAAAACACUUGAAACACCCGAACGAGUUCCUUUCAGACUCACUCAGAACCUUGUUGAUGGCCUUGGGGUAACCGGCAUCGAAGGAGUCUUCCGUGUCGCCUGCGAAAUAACGAUGCAACUUCUCCGUGAUAACAAAGACCCCCUUAUGAGUGUUCUUGAUGCAUUCAUUCAUGAUCCGCUGGUCGAAUGGGAGGACGACAGGAGAAAGAUGCAACGCCGCCAAGCCCAGGAAAAGGACAAAGUGAAUGCUGCCGUCAAGGCCCCCCCAGAUUUGCGAGGAUGGGCCAAGUCUGCGCUGAAGCCUAUAGAAGAAAAAUUGAAAGGGCUGUAUUCCGCGACGAAUGUGAAGGAGCGGACUUAUGGAGGAAUCACACGAGGAGGAGACGACAAACGGGAAAUUUCGACGAGCAAUCUCGUGCAGAUGCUCAUACAGGAAGCAAUGGACAGCGCGAACUUGGCCAAGAUGUAUCCUGGAUGGGCAGCAUGGCAUUAG